Molecule: messenger RNA, 4398 nt
Organism: Neolamprologus brichardi
Lineage: Eukaryota; Metazoa; Chordata; Actinopteri; Cichliformes; Cichlidae
Source: RefSeq, a predicted model, not a curated record
UCUCACAUUCACCCAAUGGAUGUUCAGAUGGCAGUAUUUCAUUGUUCAGACAGCUUCCUUAAGCAGAACCUGGUUACAAAGCUAUCACAGUGUCAGUAUGCCUUACCUUUGCUGGUCCCUGACCCAGUCACAAAGGAUAUUGAAUGUCCUCUGUGGACAUUCAGGCAAAUAACAAAAACAUGGAAGAUAGCUAAAAUCAAAGAUAAUUCAAAUGUUGUCAACAUGAAGAGUAUGCCCAUCUGCAAAGCUGAGACACCCAUGGUGUUUUUCUUCCGCCUGGGUUCACUGCCAGUGUCAAAAUCUCAGCUCAUGAACACUUUGAUCAAUGACCGUCACAGCGCCUUCUUCCACAGGAACUGCCCAGGUAGCACCAAAUCUCGGCUGCUGAUGGAUGGUGUGGCAGAGAUUGCCUGGUACUGCCCUGCUGGAAAACCCAAUGACUCCUUCCCUGACUGCAUUGCCUUUUGUAAUCUUCAUGGUGAUGCUCUGUCAUUUGAAAAACAGCGUGAGAUACUGACAGAAAAAUCCUCAGUUAAUGUUGUUCUUUUGCCAACUCUGGCGAAAGGCCAGAAAAGUACUACAGUCAUCCAAGCCCUUUAUAGCUCACCAACGGCACUCAUUAUUCUCAUUGCUGAUGAUGAUAGUGAUGCAGUUCAGGUUAAAAAUGGAAAAUACAAAAUGGGUGUGAAAGACAGAAAUCAAUCAGAGGUUUCUGAUGAACUGAAAGGAAUAAUUAAAGAAAUUUUAUCUGGACCUCACACAUCCUUCCAGCUUGAAUCAAUGGCUGAGGUUUCUGGAGUCACAGUGGAUGAAGAUCAUGUAGUCUACCAAAAAGGGAAAGCUGCUGCACUGAAAACAGUUAAAAUGCUUCAAGGGAUGGAAAUUUCUAAGCUCAAAGAAAAAUUUCUCCCCUGUCAAGCCAAGCUGUGGCAUGAGUGGUGCAGAAUAAAUAAAGAGCUGUAUCACCUUAAAGGAAACAUUGAGAAGGAAAAAAGUGAGAAACAACAGCAGCUGAUGCAAAUAAGACAAAAUCAGUGCGAAGCUUCAUGUAGUGAACUGAUGAAGUCAUUCACAGAAAGCCUCUUGUCUUUGCCAUCAAAAGAGAAGGAGUACUUCCUGAAAUGGACUCAGAUCUUAAUAGAUGCCCUAUCCACAGACGAGAUAUCUUCAAUUCUCCAAAGCUAUGAUGAAAAGUGGACUGAAGUCUUAACCCUGAAGAAGAAACAUGACAAAUCUGAUCUGUUAACAAGCAAACAAACAGAGCUUGAAGAAAUCUCCAAAACACUGCAGUCUGCAAUGUUUGGCUUGGAGCACAUCUUCAGAGAAAUGGGACAGAUCUAUGAAGCCCAUAGAGCAGUACAAGCAGAAAGUAAACACACUGAGUGGGUUAAAUACCCUGAACUGGCUGCAGAUCUGAUGAUUUCAGGACACCCAGUGGAGCUGAUGGAUGGUGAUGCAGGUCAUGUCCCGUUAACAUGGAUCUCUAGUCUUUUAGAUGAAGUCAUCAAGAAACUAGGCGACCAGAGAGUUUUUGUGUUGUCAGUUUUGGGCCUACAAAGCAGUGGAAAAUCAACAAUGCUGAAUGCCAUGUUUGGACUGAAGUUUGCAGUGAGUGCAGGCAGAUGCACCAAAGGUGCCUUCAUGCAGCUGGUCAAAGUGUCAGAGGAAAUCAAGAAAGACUUCCAGAUUGACUAUUUUCUAGUGGUGGACACUGAAGGACUUCGUGCUCUUGAGCUGGCAGGAAAUAGUACUUGUAAUCAUGACAAUGAAUUAGCAACAUUUACUGUUGGUCUGGGAAACAUGACACUGAUCAACAUCUUUGGUGAGACUCCAGCUGAGAUGCAGGAUGUCCUGCAGAUUGUUGUUCAGGCUUUCAUGAGGAUGAAGAAGGUUAAACUUUCUCCGAGUUGUGUGUUUGUUCACCAGAAUAUUACAGACAUUGGAGCUGCUGAGAAAAACAUGGAUGGGAAAAGACGCCUACAAGAAAAACUGGACCAUAUGGCUAAACUAGCUGCUAAAGAGGAAUCAUGUGAUGCUGAGUGCUUCAAUGAUGUCAUUUCCUUUGAUGUGCAAAAAGAUGUGAAAUACUUUGCUCAGCUAUUGGAGGGAAGUCCACCGAUGGCUCCUCCAAAUCCAGGCUACAGUGAGAGCAUCCAAGAGCUGAAGAACAUCAUCCUGUCUAAAGCUAAACAGUCUGCCGGCGUAAAACUGUCACAUUUCAGAAUAAAAAUUCAUGACUUGUGGAAUGCUCUAAUUAAUGAGCAAUUUGUUUUUAGCUUCAAAAACUCACUAGAAAUUGCUGUUUACAGAAAACUUGAGGUUGAAUAUGGGAACUGGACCUGGGCCCUGAGGAGCAACAUGCUGGCGAUUGAAAACCAGCUUCACACCAGAAUUGAAAAUGGAGACAUUGACAAAAUUGAGCGUAGUGAUAUUGUUAAAGAAAUGAGCAAAACAUCUGAAAAAAUCAAAAAAGAUAUGUCAAAGUACUUUGAGGAUGACAGAGACAAAGAUAUGUUGGUUCAGUGGAGAGGCCGAUUUGACAACAAAAUAAAGGAGUUCCAAGAGGAGCUGGUGAGAGGAGUGCAAAGAAAACUGGAUGAAGUUAUGCAACAGAAGAAAGCGUGUAAAAAGCUGGAGGAUAAGAAGCCAGAGUUUGAGAACAAGCUGCUGCAAAAGAGCAAAGAGCUCGCUCAUCAGUUAAAAGACAAACCAAAAGAUGACAGGGAACUUCAAAAACAGUUCGAUGGUGUUUGGAGUGACUGGGUAAAGGAUUUAAUUGCAGAUACAAAACCCAUUGAGGACAUCAACCUGGAAGAGGAUCAGGAAACUAUCCUUCAAGAUGUUGGGAUUGAACAAAAUAUUAUAAAUGAUUCCAAAAGCAGUGGGAAAUACAAAAAUAUGUCUGAGUUUGAUGACUACAUGGGUUAUAUCGUCCACAAGCAACAAAAAGGACAGGGCAUUGUAGCCCAAGUUUUUUCAUUGAUUGAAGAUCACAUUUGGGGACCUAUGGAGUAUGAGGACCAGGAACAGAUCAGAUCACUAAUAAUCAGCAUUGACAAAGAGUCUCUUGAUGCAGUCAAGAGCAAACCUGUAGCAACAAGAGGCUACAGUUCAGCUUACUUACAAGAAGUGGCCAAAAAUGUUCAAGACACAGUGUCAGAGUUUGAAUCAAACCAGAAAUGUACUUUCAAAAAGGAGUUCACAGUUGAUCUCUUACUGUACAUAUUUGACAGGGCGGGCAGUUGGCUUUCACAGUCUCAUGAGAAAUAUAAAAUGAACAUUGAUGCACGCACUUAUUUGGAAAGCAAAAAAACACAAUACUACAACAUUUUCAGAAGCUUCUGCAAAGGAAGCUCAUCUGCUGUUGUGUUUGGAGAAAUGAUCUGUGAAAAACUGAAGGUUUCCAUUGUUGAAGCGGUCUGUAACAGGACUGCCAUUGAUCUCGCUGGAGAGAUGAGGUGCACUUUCCCAGCAUUCAAUGGGAACCGACUGAACUUAGAGAAACAUUUGUUGACAUUACUUGCAGAGAACGAGGACUUUGAUGCUUUCAUCACCUACAUCCAAAAUCCAAGGAAGCAAGUAGCAGCCUUUAUCAAAGAGAGAGUAAACACGUACAUGUUCACAGAAUACAAAGAAAAAGCUCAAAACAUACUCAGGAAAAAUGUGGAUGUGAUACACAAUUUUGUCUCUCAAGCUUUGUUUGAUGCAACAAAUAAUGUCAAAACACAAAGAGGAGACACUGACAUGUGGGUAAAGGAAUUUUGCAGUUUCCUUAAAGAUAAAUUGACGCUUGAAUCUAUCUCUUGUCAAAACUUCGGGGACAUAAACAAUUUCGAAUUUCUUAAAGAAGAGAUUGAGAAAGGUCUUAUAUCCAUCAAAGAGGAGAUGAAUCAGCUUUCCUUGGAUAAGAUGAAGGAAUUCAGACUGAGACCUGAUCAAAUCCUCAUUGAUCAGCUGUGUAACUGCUGCUGGGAAACCUGCCCGUUCUGUGCAGCUGUUUGUACCAACACUGUUAAAGAUCACAGUCCUGAAGAUCACAGUGUCCCCUUUCAUCGACCUUCUGCACUCAGUGGUGGACACUACAAGAACAGUGAUGAAAUGAGUGUCGAGUUCUGCACAACAAAAGUUGCAAGUGAUAUACGUUUUUACCCUAAUCUAAGGUUAGAUCCCAUUCCUUUUAAAAAGUACCGCAAAGCCGGACCACCAUAUAAAAACUGGAGAAUCACCCCUGAUGAAUCUAAGCUGAAGUACUGGACAUGGUUUGUGUGUCGGUUUCAGAAGGAAAUGGAAAAGCACUAUCGUUUUAAAUUCACAGGGAGUGGUCAGAUUCCCAGAGAGUGGAAAACACACACUAAAGAAGAUGCUAUUGAAAGUCUGAAUGAAAUGUGCAAACUGUGA